AUGUGUCACCGGGCGUGCCCGCUGGAGUCUUUCCCUCGCCUGGGGGCGGCGCAUCUGCUCCCCGCCGGCAAGCACGCCCCCCAGACAUCCAGGCGGCUCGGCCACGCGGGGAUGGCGUUCACCUUUUGGUGCGCCCAGGCCCCAUCGAGCCCUGAAAAAGACACGACGGGAGCCGUGGUCGGGAACUUCUGCUCCGUGUGCCGCUGCGGCGCCCUGGGCGGCACGCCGUGCCCUCUGCGAGCGGAAAUGGCGCGCCGCUCCGCCUCGCGGGGCGGGCGGGCCUGGACGCCUGGGGGUGGGCAGCGUGGAUGGGGGCCUCCAGGAUGGGUCGUCUAA
Messenger RNA from Prorocentrum cordatum, 336 nucleotides. NCBI's taxonomy places the organism in Eukaryota, Dinophyceae, Prorocentrales, Prorocentraceae. The record is from the annotation of a GenBank genome assembly.